This is a messenger RNA of Seminavis robusta, 1557 nucleotides long. The record is from the annotation of a GenBank genome assembly. Lineage: Eukaryota; Bacillariophyta; Bacillariophyceae; Naviculales; Naviculaceae.
UGUUGCCAAUGUCUGUCCUUCGUCCCUUCCACGUUCCUGCCACCACCAACAAAGCACAAAGAAGAAACGGCAACUUUCAUACUCCAACUUUCAACAAAGUCAAUAAAGAGAUCCACGAUCGUGAUCGAUCAUUGCCUUGGAACUUUUUCAGAGCUCAGAGCACAGCAACAACAGACCAGCUAGCAAAAUAGACAACCAAAUAAUGUGGGAUUCUGCUCCCCCUCUGUCCGUCUUGGAAUCGUCCAUCUCGAAUCCUGAAAGUCCAAUUGGUAUGCGAAUGCGCGCUGCGUACUUUUUGAAGCAACUGUACAGCAAUGCGAGUACUGGUAGCAAUGACAGUAGUAGUGAUGUGCAGCAACGAGUGAUUGCCAGUUUGACAUCCGGGUUAAAGGAUACCCAUCACGGAUCUCUGAUGCGCCACGAGUACGCGUACGUGAUGGGUCAGUUGGGCGACGAACGGUGUUGUCCCGUGCUCGAGCAAAUCUUGGAGAAUGACCACGAUUGCGCCAUGGUCCGCCACGAAGCCGCCGAAGCGUUGGCGGCCAUUGGAUUCGACAAGAGUCGGAGUGUCUUGCAACGCACACUUUUGCACAGUCAAGAACAACAGCAAAUCGAAGUCUACGAGACGUGCUUGCUGGCCUUGAAUGUCAUGGAUUGGAGGUUGCAAAACAAAGACAAAAAUGAAACAACGGCGGAAACAAACUUCAAGACAGAAGCUCCCGUUGGAUGUGCGUGCAUGUUGAAUCCUUAUUCGUCCGUGGAUCCAGCACCUCCUCAUCCGGCGCAUGCCAAUUUGAGUUUUGAGGAAUUGGGGGAUAUUCUGUGCAAUCCUGAUCGUUCCAUUUUUGAUCGUUAUCGUGCCAUGUUUUCACUGCGCAAUCGAGGAGGCGAACCAGCGGUACUCCAACUCUGUCGAGCACUGGAUGACGACCUACGAAAGCACACGUCUGCCUUAUUACGGCAUGAAGUGGCCUAUGUCUUGGGACAAUUGCAACAUCCCGCUUCUGUACAAGCAUUGGAACAAUCACUCCGAUGCACUCGAGAACACAUGAUGGUUCGACACGAAGCCGCAGAAGCUUUGGGAGCCAUUAUGGAAGGGGCAUGGGAUCAAGUCGAACCCAUUCUAAAAGAAUUCCAGAACGAUCCAAAUCCGGUCGUUCGAGAAAGCUGCUUGGUGGCACUGGAUGCUGCUGAUUAUUGGGGACAAUCAACUACCAAUGACGACAAUAGUCCACAGCAGCAUGACAAUAAUCACGAAAACAAGGAAACUACGUCUACUUUUGCGCAAGAAAAGGCAUUGGCCACCAGCUUUACCACCAACAGCCAGGACAUUAAUAAGAACCAAGCCAUCCUCAAUCAACAUUUCAACAUUCAACCGAAUACUGGAGAUUGAGCCAACUAACUACAUGUAUACAGAUCUGAGUCUCGGGUCGAGUUGCUUUCAUCCUCGCCUAUUUUAGAAUAUUUGCUCCGAUGAGCUAAUACACACAGGCAAACGGCUCGUUAUUAAAAUACUAAACUAAAAAUAUGUAGUAGAAGCACUGCAUGGUUUUCGAC